This is a messenger RNA of Phytophthora infestans T30-4, 2742 nucleotides long. RefSeq lists its product as uncharacterized. The record is from RefSeq and is a predicted model, not a curated record. The coding region runs from base 47 to 2692 and encodes 881 amino acids. Lineage: Eukaryota; Oomycota; Peronosporomycetes; Peronosporales; Peronosporaceae. Gene Ontology annotation, cellular component: membrane. Gene Ontology annotation, biological process: proton transmembrane transport. The transcript has a single exon. Gene Ontology annotation, molecular function: antiporter activity.
GUAUCGUUCGAGUGGCGUUUGUUGGCGUUCUCUCGCCAACUGUGAGAUGUUGCUGUUGCUUUCAUCGCUGCUGUUCCACGUGGCAAUUGCAGCCGCUGACGACGCCACCAUUCCCUUCAACUCAUGGGGCAACACCGUCGACACACUGCAAUAUGCGCUCGCCUUCAUCGUGGUGUUGGUGGCCGCUCAUCCGCUGGGUCUCUUCUUCCCCAAACUCUUCAAGUUGCCUCUGAUCACGGGAUAUCUCGUGAUCGGGAUCAUCGCAGGGCCGUUUGUGGCCAAUUUGCUGCCCAAGGAGCUGGUGGAAAUGCUGUCGACGUACGUGAGCGCAUUGGCGCUGUCGUUCAUCUCGUUCCAAGCCGGACAGGAGAUUUAUCUACCGGAAUUGCGACCGCAACUCAAGCAGAUCUUCAUCCUCCUUAGUGUUCUCUACGUUGUGGCCAUGAUCGUCCUCACGAGUGUUCAUUUACUGGCAAAUAACGCCUUUUUCUACGACGACUUUAUCACGAAUUGCCAACUGGGGAUUGCACUCAUGUUUGGCUCCAUCUCGGUCCUGGGCUCCCCUGCCACAGUGAUGGCAAUAAAAAUCGAGCUCAACAGUGUCGGGCCCUUCACGAAUCUCAUGCUCGGAGCAACAAUGACAGCGGAAUUUGUGGUGCUAGUGUCUUUCUCCGUCUCGCGCAUUAUUUGCUCUAUUUACUGCGCUGACCUGAGUGUGUCAGUGGGGAAUCUCGUCUUCACAUUGGCCAUGGUGGCGUCUAACUUGCUUCUCGGAGCGCUACUAGGCCUCGUCAUCAUCCUCAUAUUCCAGAUCCCAGGAAGCGCAGCAGACGAACACUUGGAUCUGCAUGACCCCACGUCCCUCACUGCGUCCAACUACGGUCCGUACAAAGAGGUGGAGGCAACAACAGAUCCAGACAACUUGCCACACCCACACAACGCCUACGUGGAGGCAACAGACCGCAGACGCGCCCCAAGCCCAGAGUUCUGGACGACGCGGAUGUCUCUGUAUGUCAAGGGCUUUCUGUGGCUGACCAUGGGCUACAUGUUCUACAUUGCCACUACGACCAUCAGUGAGGCCACUGUGGCGUCCUACGGGUUGUCGUGGGAAGUGAAAUUCGAGCCUUUAUUAGUUCUCAUGGUGGCGUCCUGCCUGGCUGGCCACUACUCGUUGAUUCGCCACGACAUGCAUGUCAUCUUGGACACUGUGGCCCCUUACAUGUUCCUGCCUUUCUUCGUCAUGACUGGCGCUGCUCUCAAACUCGACAAAGUGGUGGACGCCAUCCCGCUCAUGAGUUUGUACGUGUGUCUGCGCUUCGUUUCUGUCUUCAUUGCGUGUUACCUCGGCGGUCGCUUCCUACUGAAACUCUCGCCACGGCAGUACAAUAAUUUGUGGCUGACUAUGACGCCUCAAGCUGGUGUGGCACUAGGUUUGGCAAAUGAAGUGAUGGCGCUAAGCUCCGAACCGUGGGCGGCCGAGUUUGCGGCAACUAUUGUUGCAGCUGUGGUGGUAAACCAGAUCAUCGGACCGGUCUUGUGUGCCAUUGGCCUCAGUCGAGCGGGAGAGAGUAUGUACGACCGAGUGGCAGAGACGCAACCUGCCGAUGGCGACGUUUCCGAGAGUGACAGCAGCGUUAAUGGAGGGCGCGCACUGCACCGCAGUCGCCUCUCCAGCAGUAACAUUACACAGGGCAAUGGGGAUCCACGUGCCUUGCUGCCGUUCUACAAGGUCAAAAGCGCGGUGGUCAUCGGGGAGGACGAAGUGGCGUUUGAAGUUGCCCUCGAGUUGUCCUUAUAUGGCGCUCAAGUGAACGUGCCACUGUUGGACAAAGAGCAAGCGGAAAAGUGGCACUCCAUCAACGAAACGAUCCUAAAACGCUCCGCAAAAGGAGAGUUAAUCCAAUACAAGAACAAGGUUAAAGACCGCGAACAGAACGACCAAAUGUCGACCGCUGAUGUGCUCAUCUUCACUGGCGACGGCAUGCGAACCCUAGAGCACGUACGGACGAUGAAGGCGUUACUGGGAGAAGACCACCCUCGAAUGAUUGCAGUCAUCCCAGACUGUAACUUUGGGAAGGACUUGAAAGAGUUAGGAGUGUUGAUCAUCCAGCCUGCCAUUGCCUUGGCCAAUAUUGCCACUCGGAUGGCUCUACUGGAGCCCAAACUGGCCGAGUCGCUGUCACAGGAGAUCAGCACAACCAGCGACUUCGCCACCGCCGCGUACUUUAUGAACCGCGACUCUGUGCACUCGCUGUCCGAGAUGCGACUCGAAGGUCGUCGCUUGGCUCUGGGCCGAAGUGUCGUCAACCACCACUCGGUUAAUUACGAUCGACUUGCGGAAGCUCUGGCUGCUGAGAACCUCCCUAUGCCUCCUCCGCCGUCGCGUGUGUCCAUGUUUGGCACUUCAGCUGCGGGGUUCGACCCGUUCGCCAGUCGUGGCGAUGGCAUGUCGGCGUACGAGCAUUUCGUGGUGCAAGAUGAACCCGACGUUAAUGAUGAGAAUGUUUUCAACGCGCAGUUCGUGCAACGCUCGCCUCGGUUGGGAGUCUUCCCAUCGCCACAAGGGAGUAACUCGUACUCGUUCGUGCGAUCCAGAUCGUCUCGUAGUCCUGGAGGAGGUCGUCCACGCGUUAAUUCGAGCACAGGCAGCGUCCACCGCGGACUCGCGCGCACGUAUUCUGAUGUUGUAUAAAUUGUCAGUAAUAAAAAUUCUACCAUGGGUAGAAGGAAUUUACCCAGCUA